AUGGCCGAUUCCGUCAAACAGCUGAAGGUGAAAGCCGGCGUGGUGAAGCGUUUCGUCAAGGACUACAAUUAUUACACGAAAGAGGUGGCGAGAGAGGAGGAACGCAUCGCGAAGCUCAGCUCCGAUCCCGAGCAAGAGGAUUUCGAGUACAAGCUGAAGAAAGCGAACGAGGUGCUACAAGAAUCGCGUAGCAUGAUCGGUGAUACGAGUCGACGUCUACUCACGGCCACCGAUGAUCUCAAAAAUGUGAUCACCGAGGGAGCGUUCGCCGAGGAUUUACCGGAACUCGUCGACGCUCGUGCUCAACUCGACGCCGCCGAGAAGAUUCCCGCC
Mesorhabditis belari is the source of this 333-nucleotide messenger RNA. NCBI's taxonomy places the organism in Eukaryota, Metazoa, Nematoda, Chromadorea, Rhabditida, Rhabditidae. The record is from the annotation of a GenBank genome assembly.